Molecule: messenger RNA, 978 nt
Organism: Penicillium verhagenii
Lineage: Eukaryota; Fungi; Ascomycota; Eurotiomycetes; Eurotiales; Aspergillaceae
Product: UbiA family prenyltransferase
Exons: 1
Coding region: 1-978 (325 amino acids)
Cellular component (GO): membrane
Molecular function (GO): transferase activity, transferring alkyl or aryl (other than methyl) groups
Source: RefSeq, a predicted model, not a curated record
AUGAACAAUGGUUCCAAGUACGCGCGAAAAAAGAUCAGUUACGUCGCCAGAUGGCUGCUAUACCAAAUCCAUACCCUCUUCCUCUUCACCUGCAGUGAUUUCAAGACCAUUGUCGUGCCCAGCACAAUUUUCGGCUUUUUUAACUCCCUCGCAGCCGGCGCGUAUGGCUUAGGUGCGAAUACACCGUUUUCUACCGAUAUAUUGCUCAAUCGAUUGCCCCGGACACUACUUUGGGUGAGCUUGGUUUUCAUUCCGUUUUCGAUUAACAACCAACGCACACCAUCGGCCAUUCAAGAAGAUGAAAUCAACAAACCCUGGCGUCCGAUACCCCAGCGACGAAUCACCCCACUACAAGCACAAUGUGUCAUGUGGGGUUUCGCGGCCCUCGUGCAGAUUCACGGUCUCAUCAGCAAUGGAAUCGGGCACCGCCAGUCCACAUUCCUUCUCGUCCUUGAUAUCUGGUAUAAUAACUUCGGUGGAGCAGACAAUAAUCCUGCGAUUCGGAAUGGUAUCAACGCUUUAGGAUAUCUGUGUUUUAUCUCCGGAGCCCUUGAGGUUGCUCUAUGGGAAAUCCUUCCGUUCCCUUUCCAGAACCCUCUGGGCAAAACACGCCCAGAAUUUCAACUGAUGCAGUGGCUGCUUAUAAUUGCAGGAAUAAUCUUCACCACCGUACAUCUGCAAGAUCUGUACGACCAAAAGGGAGACGCGGUACGUGACCGCCACACCAUGCCCCUAGUGUUUGGGGAUGGGCCUGCGAGGUGGACCAUUGCAGUCCCAAUGAUAGUUUGGGGUGCCGUAUGUCCACUUUUUUGGAAAGUGAGCACUGGUCUCUUCCGUUUUAGCCUUACCCUGGCCUAUAUUGUUGCAGUACGUGUACUCACUAUCCGAGAUGAAGCCGGCGAUCGGGCAACAUUUCGGGUCUGGAACUGCUGGAUUGCUACGAUUUAUAUUAUGCCCCUCUUCUCCCACUUGAGUUGA